Molecule: messenger RNA, 1281 nt
Organism: Spirometra erinaceieuropaei
Lineage: Eukaryota; Metazoa; Platyhelminthes; Cestoda; Diphyllobothriidea; Diphyllobothriidae
Source: the annotation of a GenBank genome assembly
AUGGCGUGCGCAAACACGAGCGACAAGCCACGCCGAACCAUCUCCUCAGCCAAAGUAAAUGCCAUUAAAGAAUUAAAGAGGGACGAAGACAUUGUGAUUGUUCCAGCAGACAAAGGACGGGCAACCGUGAUCCUGGACAAUUCAGAGUACGUAGCGAAAGCUCAGGAACUACUCAACGAUAACCAGUCAUACAAGGUCAUUGACUCCGACCCCAUGAAAACACUGGUGGCAAAAAUCAACAAGAGUCUGAGUCUAAUGAGGAACCAACUGGCAAUAUCUGAGACCGAUUGGCGACAGAUGAAACCACAAGAUGCUGCCAUAGCACGCUUCUAUGGUCUGCCAAAGAUCCACAAACCAAACGUUCCCUUACGGCCAAUUGUGGGACUGAAGGGCACACCUACCUACGGUCUGGCUAAAUGGCUUACCAAACAUCUGAAGAAGCUGACGGAGGGCUCAGAACACUCAGCUGUAUCACCAACACACUUCCUGGAAAGACUCCGAGGCGUAGAAAUAGCCCCCAAUGAAAUAAUGGUGUCCUUCGACGUAGUCUCUCUUUUCACCUCCAUCCCUAAAGAAUUAGCCACGAGGGUCAUAAGUGACCUACUGGAGAGGAGGUACGAUGAAGAGGAAAGACCUCUGAAAAGGAAGCACAUAAUGGAGCUACUGGACUACUGUUUGAGCACGUACUUUACGUUUAAUGGCCAGGUGUACGAGCAAAUCCAGGGAACUCCGAUGGGAUCACCAAACUCCGGCUACCUAGCUGAGGCGGUUCUACAAGAACUGGAAACACGGGUCUUUCAGUCCUACAUGCCAAAAUUCUGGAUGCGCUAUGUGGAUGACACCUUUGUCAUCCUACCUCGAGACAUGAAAGAGACGUUCAGAAGCAAAUUGAACUCAAUUUUCCCCCAAAUUCAAUUCACUAUGGAGGAAGAAAAAGACGGAGAAAUCCCCUUUCUUGAUGUCCAGGUGUCGAGACAGGAAGACGGAGCCCUCCAAACUGGUGUCCUUCGAAAGGCGACCGAUACGGCGAAAAUCCUCCAUUACAGCAGUAACCACCCCUUGUCACAUAAGCGCAGUUGCGUGCGGACACUCUUCCGACGCAUCAACACACACUGCAGCACAGAGGCUGAAAAGCUGCGAGAGCGUAAAUCCCUAUGGCGUCUCUUUCUCUCCAAUGGGUACCCACGUAGCUUCAUAAACAAAUGCCUGUAUCAAAGGCACACGAAGACCGACGGUGAACAAAAACAAAAUCUGAAUUCUUCCGUGCUUUGCCCUACGUGA